AUGAUAACUGAAGCCAAGGACGCGGUUGUUGGCCGCAAAAUAAAGACCACGCUCUUGUCCACAGAGUUUAAUUAUGAUGGAAAUUACGUAGAAUACUUUGGUUUGGAUCCUGGAAAAUCCAAGGGCUUACUCGGAAAUUUAACGAAACCGAUGACAAAAAUUUUCAUGGACAUUCGAGUCGUCAACGAGGUGAUGCAGCGGGUCGUCUAUAAGAUAGAGAAUUUCGACGGAUGUGCAUUUCUAAACAAUCGCGUGAUCUCUCGGAUAUUCUCCCGAUGGUACGAUGCUAUCGUGGGCAACACCACGCACUUCAAGUGUCCCGCUCGGCCGGGUAUCUACUACCUCGAAAACGGGUCUACUACGGGCUUGGUGUCGCCGUAUCUUCCGGCUGGGACCUUUCGCGUGUCUGUGCGAGUGAAACCGGUCUACGGCGGACCCUUUGCAGUUGAGAUCAUCUGGCGAUAUAUGAGGAAAUAAUUUUUUGUCGCAAUGAUAAUUGCUGCUAAAAUGCGCAGAAAAGGAACAAUUAAAGCAGUAAUGCAAAUACAGGUCUGAGAGGGUAUCAUAUUGUCUUAUAAGGACUGUAUCGUUCAAACUUGUUUAGUGGUUGUUUCUGACAUUUCGCUUCCAUCGGAACGUGUCCCCAAUUAAGUACAAAGUGGACUCAUCAACCCAU
Molecule: messenger RNA, 676 nt
Organism: Drosophila miranda
Lineage: Eukaryota; Metazoa; Arthropoda; Insecta; Diptera; Drosophilidae
Exons: 2
Coding region: 1-477 (158 amino acids)
Source: RefSeq, a predicted model, not a curated record